This is a messenger RNA of Toxorhynchites rutilus septentrionalis, 1282 nucleotides long. RefSeq lists its product as uncharacterized. Lineage: Eukaryota; Metazoa; Arthropoda; Insecta; Diptera; Culicidae. The coding region runs from base 104 to 802 and encodes 232 amino acids. The record is from RefSeq and is a predicted model, not a curated record. The transcript is spliced from 3 exons.
GGAUACCGAAAACAAAAACAUAUGUAUCAUGGAAUUUCCAAAACAAAGCUUAUGUUUUUAAUACAUAUUUAGAACAGAAAGUCUACAUAAUUUGGAAUUAAGAAUGUCUAGUUCUGAUACAGACGAUGAUAACCACUGUAAAUUUUUGGAGGCAGUUGAUACCAAUUUUAUUAACGAUGGGAUGUUCCAGAGUGCUGCCGCUAACGUGAAAGUUGAGGAUGUGAUCAAGGGAGAUCCUAAAGUGAUUACAAAGUCCAAUCGCUUUCUCGGCGAAGGAGAAAAUGUUUUCCAGAGCGACAUAAAUGUUACAGAGUCUAUGAAGAAAUAUAUUGGUAAAAAAUUAUCAACACUUAUUGAACAACAAUUCGAGUUUGUAGAAGCAAACGAUAAUGAAAAUAUACAGUGCCACAGUUCCUCUGAACAUGGAGGAAUAAGACUUUUCAAGGAUUGCAAUGAAUUUUUGAAAAUCACUGUCGAGGAUACAGAUGAACUAAAUGUGAAGAAAAAGCAAAGGAAAAUUUCGAAACGUUUGACUGAGAAUGAUGAAUUUGAUGAAAGAAUGAAACUAAAAUUGGCAGCAGUUGAGCCAAGUUACAUCCAUGCGUCAACAAAAUGCUGGUCGAAUCGCCCAAAGUCAGAAUUAUACGAAUACAGCAACAAGGGCAACUGCUUUGUUCAGAAGACACCCAGUAACGAGUUCUCCGAACGAAGAGUAGAAAACAAUUGGAACGAGGCGAUGAUAGUUAAUUUUCGGAAAACAAUGACUCGAAAACGGAAAACAAAAUGUUCGCUCCUGGAUUGAAAAUUGCAUCAUCUAGCAGCUUACUGUACGUUUCCUUGACUUCAUCCAUCAGUCUUUCGGCAUAAUACGAAUGCUUACUUCGAGAUCGAAUCUUCGCUUCUAGGCUUUGAUGGAGUGCCGGGUGCGAAGCGGAUCUACCUAACGACGAUUGGGAUUCAGCUAUUUUUCCCAACUGCAUCAAAAACAUUAUGCAUUCGUCCAAAAUCGGUGGAAACGCCUCUGCAAUCCGGACAAUGCAAGGUAAUACGGCUGAAAAUACCUCAAUACGCGCGUCACUGGAGAGAACUGAAACGGUGGAAAUUGGUUCAAUAAAUAAAUUUUUUUUCUGAAUAUAUACCACGGCAUAACUUCUUAGGGUAGAUGUACCGGUAAUAGUGGGUCUAAGCAUUAGUGCUAUAAAAAACUAAAAUCUUGAUAUUUAUUUUGUAAAUUUGCUUGAGGAUUUGUAUGUGUAUGAUGUAAAAAUGAAUAAAUUUUCAU